UCAUAAUCUGUCGGAGAAGACAACAAUAAUUCGGACCAAGUUAGAGAGAGAGAGAGAGAGAGGGAGAUGGGUUUUACCUUUGGUGGCUGAGCUGAGAGCUUCAUGGAAGAGACACUGGUGACGAAAUGGGGAGAGAAGAAGCAGCAAAUUUAGCAGGGCUUACCAUAAGAACAUCACCAGCAGCAAGCUCAUCAAGCGAUAAGACAGGUAAAGAUCUUCGGACAAAUGGCACUUGUAACAAUGCUUCAGAUUCAUCUCCAAGCAUAAAGACCUCUCCUUUCAACUCGCCUUCUCUCGUGUCCCCACCAUCUUCUGCCUUCGUUUCCGCUUUGCAAUCUCCUUAUAUAUCUCCUAGAGCCACAACAACCACUGUCGGCUACAAAGGCUCGGAGUGUGAAGACAUACCGAGCAGCUCUUACACCCCUCUUUCCGACCAGUAUGAGUUUUCCGAUGACCCAGUUGACCGGAAAAUCAAGUUUUCGGCUUGUGCUUCGGAUCCUGUUCCUCCAAGGAUUUCGUUCUCGUUCCCAGUUCCGAGGGUCUCCUUCGCUAAGGUCUCGGUCUCUUCUCCUGCUACCAAUGCCAAGCUCAGGAGCUGCGAUGUCUUCAUUGGGUUCCAUGGUCAAAAUCCUAACCUGGUGAGGUUCUGCAAGUGGGUUAAGUCAGAGCUUGAGCUUCAGGGGAUCGCAUGUUUCGUAGCUGACAGAGCCAAAUAUUCGGACACACAGAGCCAUGAGAUCGCGGACAGGGUUAUCUGCUCAGUCACGUACGGGAUUGUGGUCGUGUCUUGUUCAAGCCUGCUCAACUACCUCAGCUUGGAGGAAGUUAGAUUCUUUGCCCAAAAGAAGAACUUGAUCCCGAUUUUCUACGGAACUGGACCUGCAGAGAUAAUGGCUCUUCUGAACUGCAAUUCCAUCGACAAAGAGUGCAAAGAAGCCAUUGAUGGACUGAUCAAGUGCCAUGAAUUCAAACUCGAAGCUAAUGAGAGCAACUGGAGAAGCUGUGUGACCAAGACUACAGCCAUUCUCCAGGCCAAGCUCAGGAGGAAGAGCGUUGCUGAUAAAGAGGCAGUGGAAGGAUUUGAAGAGCUUCCCUUCCCUAGAAACAGAUCUUUUCUUGGCAGAGAGAAGGAGAUCACUGAAAUCGAGAUGGCUUUCUUUGGGAAUGGAGAGUAUCUUGAAUCUACAACGCCGAGCAUCAGAGGAGAAGCAAGUGGCCAAUCUGAAGGAUUUGCAGAUGAAGAGAGCGAUGUUGUUUCCAUUUCCACCAGGACAGGGAAAUAUAUUAGCUUGGAGCUCGGGAAAUGCUCAGAGCCAGCAAGUGAGGCAUGGAGUGGUGAACCAAAUGCUAACGCCAUGGGAAGAAACUCGCUGAAAAGGCUGUUGAACAGCAAGAAAUACAGAAACAGCAACUGCAAAGGGACGAGUGGUACAAGUGUCAUUUGCGUAAAUGGAGUACCCGGGAUUGGAAAGACGGAGCUGGUUCUUGAAUUCGCUUACCGGUAUUCCCAGAGGUACAAGAUGGUGUUAUGGGUCGGAGGGGAAGCCCGAUACUUCAGACAGAACCUGUUGAAUCUGUCACUCAGCUUGGGACUGGAUGUGAGUUCUGAUGCUGAAAAGGAGAGAGGGAGGCUUCGAAGCUUCGACGAACAAGAGUUCGAGGCGUUCAAGAGGAUAAAACGGGAGCUUUUCCGCGAUAUGCCGUAUUUGCUGAUCAUCGAUAACCUCGAGAUAGAGAAGGAUUGGUGGGAAGGAAAAGAUCUACAUGAUCUGAUUCCUAGGAACACUGGAGGCACACAUGUCUUGAUCACGGCCCGACUUCCCAAUGUCAUGAACUUUGACAUGAUCCAGCUCCCUCCAUUGCCUUUGUCUGAUGCAAUGCUUUUGUUGAGAGGAAGAAGAAAGAAAGAUAUCCCGACUGAGGAGGUAGAGAUCCUCAUGAAGUUUGACGAGAAAUUGGGACGUUCGAGCUAUGGCCUUUGGCUGACAGGAUCAUUGCUCUCGGAAUUGGCAAUCCCUCCAUCUGUGCUCCUUGAGGCAGUAAACAAAGUUCAGAUUGAAGACCGUUCACCCUCACCGUUUUGCAACAUAAACGAUGAACAAUACUGCAAAGCCAACCCUUUUAUUACAAAGAUCUUAACUUUCUGCUUGGCUGUCUUAGAGCAAGCUGAAGGAAACAGAAGCCUUCUCUCCUUGAAAAUGCUUCUGGUCGGAGCCUGGUUUGCCCCUGUACCAGUUCCGGCUAGCUUACUAGCUGCAGCUGCUAAGAAAAUGCCCACGGGUGGAAACCCUUUCAGCAUAUGGAGCAAAUGCUUGAGCCACACAUUCGCUUGGUGUGGUGGCUGUGAUCUAGGACACAGAAGUGAAGAGGAUUCAGCCCUUUUACUUGUCAGAUUAGGACUAGCGAGGAUAACUAACAGACAGCCUGGUUGUUGUAUUCAGUUCCAUCCCAUAACUCAAUCUUUUGCCAGGAGAAGAGACUGUGUACUAGCACCCAAGGCGACGGUUCAAGGCGUGAGGAAAAUCAACAAACCCGUGGUGAACCUUGACCACCUGUGGUCCUCAGCAUUCCUCGUGUUCGGAUUCAAAUCAGAACCGCCAUUGGUCCAGCUAAAGGCCGUUGAUAUGGUGGUUUACAUCAAGAAAACAGCUAUCCCUUUGGCAAUCACAGCUUUCACAACCUUCUCCAGGUGCAACUCAGCUCUAGAGCUCCUGAAAGUCUGCACCAACGUUUUAGAGGAGGUGGAGAAAUCGUUCGUUUCUCAGAUACAAGACUGGCGCCAUGCCUCGCUCUGCUGGAAGAAAUCUAGCAGGAGAAGGGUCGAUGAAUACGUGUGGCAGGACGUUACUUUGCUGAAAGCCACAUUGCUCGAGACCAGAGCGAGGCUGCUGUUGCGAGGCGGGCAUUUCGAAAGUGGAGAGGAGCUGUGCAGAACUUGUAUCAGUAUCAGGACAGUGAUGCUUGGCCACAAUCAUGCCCUCACCUUGGCUGCUCAAGAAACACUGGCGAAAUUAGUCAGGAUGCGGAGCAAGAUAUGAAAAGGCCUUGCACUAGAGGCUCAGUUUUGUAAUAGAAUGUAACGGUUUCCGAAACCAGUUCAGAACAAUCUCAUUCCUCUGUACAUUUCCAACUUCCUGGGAACAAUCAUGUUCAGAACUUACCAGACAUUUCAUCC
Messenger RNA from Tarenaya hassleriana, 3175 nucleotides. RefSeq lists its product as uncharacterized. NCBI's taxonomy places the organism in Eukaryota, Viridiplantae, Streptophyta, Magnoliopsida, Brassicales, Cleomaceae. Bases 126 to 3038 code for a protein of 970 amino acids. Gene Ontology annotation, biological process: signal transduction; recombinational repair. The transcript is spliced from 2 exons. The record is from RefSeq and is a predicted model, not a curated record.